CCGUUUUCGAAAGUCAUUAAUUUUAAAUGUUUAUUCUAAUGUAGUUGCACUAUUGGUUUUUAUGUUUUAAUUUGUUUUUCCAUACCGUUUUGUUUUGAAAAUGUUUAAAGCAAAAAAGUGUCCACAUGAGGAGGGCGAAUCGAGUCAAGAAAAACCUUCCGCAUUUGUAGAAGAAGGGGACCUUCAUAUAACCUACGAUAUUGUACCUGCAUAUAGCAGUACUUUAAGGCAAUACCGAAUGAAAAAUGCACUUUCUUUGAAAUACAACAAGGAGUUCGAAGCCCGUUGGCAUGAUUUUUUAAAGAACACCCCAACCGUUCCGUUAAGGUUGAAGCGGGCUAUGAGCAGAGAUGAACAAAUUCAAAAAGAGGACAUGAAACCGAGGAAAAAGCAAAAAGUUGACAUAGUUCCUUUUGAAGCGCAUUUUAGGUAGCUGUAGAGGAAAUAUGACAACAGAUCCGUUGGAUAAUUCUAGAUGGUCUAGUUCUAAGAUGUUUGCUGUUCCUGGUAUUGGAAUAUCAUCUAGAUUAAAAGUUGCAGGCUUGCAGCGUUAAAAUUAAUUGAGUAGUAAUGGAAAGUGGUUUGAGAAUAAACAAUGACGUUGAACAAAUGGAUGG
Messenger RNA from Hermetia illucens (black soldier fly), 617 nucleotides. RefSeq lists its product as uncharacterized. NCBI's taxonomy places the organism in Eukaryota, Metazoa, Arthropoda, Insecta, Diptera, Stratiomyidae. The record is from RefSeq and is a predicted model, not a curated record. Bases 101 to 433 code for a protein of 110 amino acids. The transcript is spliced from 2 exons.